Molecule: messenger RNA, 740 nt
Organism: Octopus sinensis (East Asian common octopus)
Lineage: Eukaryota; Metazoa; Mollusca; Cephalopoda; Octopoda; Octopodidae
Product: NADH-ubiquinone oxidoreductase chain 4-like
Exons: 3
Biological process (GO): aerobic respiration; electron transport coupled proton transport; ATP synthesis coupled electron transport
Molecular function (GO): NADH dehydrogenase (ubiquinone) activity; ubiquinone binding
Source: RefSeq, a predicted model, not a curated record
ACAAGUAGUUUAAUAUUAUUAUCUAGUUAUAAAUCAGUAAAAAGGAUUAAUAAUAAGGUGAGAUUUUUUUCUUUUUGUGUAUUAUUACUAUGUUUUGUAGUAAUUGUGUUUUUUUUGGUAGAAAAUUUAAUUAUAUUUUAUUUAUUUUUCGAGGUUUCAUUAAUUCCUACAUUGUUGUUGAUUUUAAGUUGGGGCUAUCAACCUGAGCGUUUACAAGCUGGGAUAUAUAUAAUAUUAUAUACAGUAAGUGCUUCUUUACCUUUAUUAUUGUGUUUAUUAUUGUGGGGAUAUCAAGAAGGAUCAUAUAGAAUAGAUUUAAUUAAAUUGUUGUUUAUUAAUAAUAUGUUAGCUUUUUCGGUAAAAUUACCAAUUUACCUUUUUCAUUUGUGAUUACCUAAGGCUCAUGUAGAAGCUCCCAUUUCUGGGUCUAUAAUUCUGGCAGGUGUAUUAUUAAAAUUAGGAGGGUAUGGAAUUAUACGAUUUAUAGGAUUAUUUAAGUUUUUAGGUGGUAAUUAUAUAAUUAUAUUUAUUAUUUUUUGUGUUAAUAAUAGUAUUUAUGGGAGGAUUAUAUAAUUUGGUUUUUUAUGUUACGGUAGAUCAUGGUCAGAUGAUAAGAUUUAUAAAAGUUUUAAAUGUUAAUAAAAGGAAUGAAAAUUUAUUGUUAGUAUUACAUAUUAUUCCUUUAUUAAUAUUUAUUUUGAAUAUUGGAUAUAUUAGAGGUAUUGAUUUUUAAUUAUUAG